Photinus pyralis (common eastern firefly) is the source of this 1511-nucleotide messenger RNA. Its product is annotated as probable G-protein coupled receptor B0563.6. The record is from RefSeq and is a predicted model, not a curated record. Bases 219 to 1385 code for a protein of 388 amino acids. The transcript is spliced from 5 exons. Gene Ontology annotation, cellular component: membrane. Lineage: Eukaryota; Metazoa; Arthropoda; Insecta; Coleoptera; Lampyridae.
AUUUUGAUUAGUUUGGAACGUCGAUACAUGGAGUACUCAUCCAUGCCAUGCGAUAACAAUGAAAUGCACUUAUACGUACUUUUAUUUAUUCUAUACCUACUAUUUUUUUUCUGCCUAAUCUGUACAAGAUAUUGCAAUUAGUGCACAAUAUUUUUGAAUGGUUUAUCAAAUAUAAUCCGUUUUGCUUUCAUAAAAUCAAAUCCCUAUUAGUUUCCCUAAUGUAUCCAGUACAACUGCGCGAAAUGGAGCGAACUUCUCGAAAUAUAAGGUACAUCGACAAUGGAAAUGUUCUUUCCGUUUUACCCGCGUUUUCAAACUUCGUGUACUCUGCAUUAAUACCGACUAUUUGCGCGUUUGGAAUAAUAGGAAAUUUAAUAUGCUUAGUAGUUCUCAGUAAAAUGCAAAAACGUUGCUCUUUCUAUGUCUAUUUAAGCGUGGUCGCCACAGCAAAUUUUUUGACAUGCAUAGUUCUAUUUGUAUCUGGACUAUCCAGAGGUCUGUUAUCCAAUCAUGGUAACUGGGAAACUUUGGAUUCUCUAAUAUUUCUCCCCAUUGGUGAAUGUUUGAACUGUAUCAGCGCCUGCGCUACCGUGUUUGUUACAAUCGACCGAUUGAUUUAUUUAAAGAAACCAACACAGACAUUCAAACCAAAGUUUUGUAAGCGCGGAGUUGCUGGACGAAUUAUGCUUUUUAUCGCAUGUGGUUCAGCAGUAUAUGUUUUGCCAUAUUGUUUUGUAUACAAGUUAGGCGAGAAUUGGACGGUGGAAAAAACUCCGUUUUAUGAUUCAAUAUAUUUUACAAUAUACAACUGGCUCGAUGUUUGUCUACUUGCUGUAGUACCAGCAAUUGUGCUGUCAAUAGGAAAUACAAUGUUGUUCCUUUCAAUAAGAAAUGCUUGUCAAAUACUGAAAGACUGUCAAAGUAAGGUGUGUAAUGGAAAAAUACGCGUAAUAGUCGACCAAACCAAAAUAACAAUAACACUGGUAGCAAUAGUGUUCGUGCAUUUAAUUGGAGAAGUACCCGCCCAUUUCACACGACGAAUAACUUCGGCAAAUAUACUUUUUGGUGGAGAUGACAAGCAAGCUGAAGAUUCUGUGAUAAUGGAAUAUUUUCGUGUUGCAACGACCCUUCUCAACGCACUUCAUUUGGCAAUGAAAUUUAUAUUAUACGCUAACUUUUGCCCUCCGUUUUGUAAAGCCCUCAAGAAUUGUGUAUGCCUUAAAAAACAUCGAAAAUUCAAUAGAACGACUGUUAAGUUAUAUUUAAUUGAAAUUAAUUUUUUAGCUACCCUCGAAAAAUGCGCUAAAGAAUGUAGUCAAAUUAAAAUAUUUGAUAGUUUGGUUGGCAAAAGUAGUGCCUUGAGAGUUCAAAAUAUAUUGUGCUGAACUAUUACAAUUUAUUGGGUAUAGUGUGUGAGGAAAUUCGCCUUUUUGUACAUUGUAAUAAUCACAUAUACCUACAAUAAGCACAUAUUCUAUGUUUAAUUCCAUCAUUAAUAAACAAUUAAUACA